Messenger RNA from Hemisphaericaspora subhashii, 912 nucleotides. Its product is annotated as mediator of RNA polymerase II transcription subunit 6. The coding region runs from base 1 to 912 and encodes 303 amino acids. The record is from RefSeq and is a predicted model, not a curated record. Gene Ontology annotation, biological process: regulation of transcription by RNA polymerase II. The transcript has a single exon. Gene Ontology annotation, cellular component: core mediator complex; mediator complex. Gene Ontology annotation, molecular function: transcription coactivator activity. Lineage: Eukaryota; Fungi; Ascomycota; Pichiomycetes; Serinales; Debaryomycetaceae.
AUGGAAGCGUUAGAUGAAAUACAAUGGAAGUCACCAGAAUUCAUUCAAGAGAGAGGAUUACAUACGAAUAAUGUAUUGGAAUAUUUUGCCCUUUCACCAUUUUAUGAUCGAACAUCAAAUAAUCAAGUAUUAAUGAUGCAAUUUCAAUAUCAACAAAUCCAAAUCCCAAUAGGGAUGUCUUUCCAACAAUAUUUCCAAUCAAGACUUUCAGAAAUGACUGGAAUUGAAUUUGUGAUUGCAUAUACUCGAGAACCUGAUUUUUGGAUUGUACGAAAACAAACAAGAUUAGAUCCAACCAAUACUUUUACAUUACAAGAUUAUUAUAUAAUAGGAGCCAAUGUAUAUCAAGCACCUAGGAUAUAUGAUGUGCUCUCAUCUAGACUAUUGGCUAGUGUAUUAUCAUUACGGAAUUCAAUUGAUCUUCUUGGAGAAAUGACAAGUUAUCAUAUUCUGGAUGGAGGUCAUUCUUAUAAUAAUUCAAUCCAUAAUGUAAGUAGCCAUGCCAUGUCAAUUACAUCAUCCUCAUUAAUGACAAAUCAUCUGAAUCUUCAACCGAAAUCAGCAUCAAUGACAGUUUCAAAUACAAAUGCGGUGAAUACCAUGACUCCAAUUCCCAUGCCUACACCUGGUCCUGUUACUGGACCUACUAGCGCAGUUCCUGCAAGUACUGUUUCAAAUAAUUUGGUAAAUGUAAGUUCUCAUGUUGAAAUUACUAGUGGUGCUUAUGACAAUUUGUUGAAUACUGUUGUUCAAUCGGUAACCGAGAAGAUACCUAGUAUAAAUGGUAAUCCUAGUUUUAAUAUUGAAAAUGAUAAUGAGAGUAAGCAAGUUUAUCUUGAUGAUAUUCCAUUAUAUGGAAAGGGAAGUACAGUUGAGAUGUUGGGGGUCAAAGUAAAUCUUGAAGAGGAUUAA